This is a messenger RNA of Staurois parvus, 251 nucleotides long. The record is from the annotation of a GenBank genome assembly. NCBI's taxonomy places the organism in Eukaryota, Metazoa, Chordata, Amphibia, Anura, Ranidae.
CAGGGGCAGACUGACCAUUUGGAAACUCGGGAACUGCCCGAGGGCCCGAGGUCAAUAGGGGGCACCAUGAGAUGCCCCUGGUACCUUUUUCAUAGGCUUUUUUGAGUUUGGGCAAGGACACAGGGGCCCCAUGAUCCCCUAUUGCCCAGGGGCCCCAUGAGUUGUCAGUUCACCCCUGAGGUCCGCCCCUGCUCUGCAGAUUAGUUCUGUGAAACCUUUAUGUGUAUUCAGUAAGGCAUUCACUUUAGUAU